Molecule: messenger RNA, 198 nt
Organism: Funneliformis mosseae
Lineage: Eukaryota; Fungi; Glomeromycota; Glomeromycetes; Glomerales; Glomeraceae
Source: the annotation of a GenBank genome assembly
AUGGUUAGUCAAGAAUAUUUGGAGAAAGAUAACAAUGAUAUCAAUACGUGGUCCUUUCCUAAUACAUCACUAGGUGACGUCGAUGAUGAGUCAACGGAUCUUUAUCGAGAAACUGUAACUGGAAAAUUCCAUAAGCUACCAAAACCAGGAGUUCCUGAUGUGCCUUCUGGAGUAACCACUUUUCACAGACAUCCAUAG